AUGACUGGAAGCAAAAGUUCGCGACAUGUUGCGUAUGAGCAAGUAAAGGCUAUGAUAGAUUUUAUGGGACAAAACAUAGAGUUUGCUACAGGCAGCCUGCGAAAUUUGGAGGCCCGUCAGACCUCCAAGAGGCUAUGGGGAGAACUGACCAAGAUCCUAAAUGACUGUAGAGGUGGAACAAAGAAAUCUGCAGAUGGAUGGAGUAAGUAUUGGAGUGACUUCAAAAAUAAAUUAAAGAACAAGGCAAAAUUAAUAAAAAGACAAAAACGUGGAGCUCCAUUAAAGAAAACAGUCCGUCCCCUAACUAAACUAGAGAAGAGAUCUCUUGUUAUAUUAGGUCCAUACUUUGAGAAGAAGCUAUUUAACUCUGAAACGUAUCAAAACCCACUUUCAGAUGUUAUACCACCAGAAGUUAAAUUGGAAACAUAUCAGGAGAGUAAUGACUUUUCAAAUUCACAAGUGGAUGCCCAUGACAGGUUAUCAGGUGUUGAAGGGGACAGCACUGAAAGUGCAGAAUCCAGUGAAGGUGAUUGCCAAGAUGAUAAUGACUUUAAUUCAAAUGAUCCUCUUAUUCACAACUUAUACCCAAAAUGGCUGAUUGAGGUAGAAAAAAGGCGUGCAGAAGCUGAACUCCUCCGUGCAAAAGCAGAGGACAAGCGUGCUAGUGCAUCUGUUAAAAGUGCAGAAGCAGCACUGCUACAAGCAGAGGCAAUGAGAAAACUUGCUGAGGCUGCUGUGUCUCAAUCAGCAGCGAUUGCUCGGAUAGCUGCUAUUAUAGAAAGUCGCAGUCAAGUGCAGGAUCUUGGAUCUGUGUCCUCCACUGUAUCAUUGCCAGGAUUAUCAAUAUGA
This is a messenger RNA of Diatraea saccharalis (sugarcane borer), 849 nucleotides long. NCBI's taxonomy places the organism in Eukaryota, Metazoa, Arthropoda, Insecta, Lepidoptera, Crambidae. The record is from the annotation of a GenBank genome assembly.